UUGGGUCUUUCCCAGUACUUUAUUUUAUUUCUACUGUCCGGAAUGUGCUUCGUAUCGUCUGUCUCCUACGCUGUGACGAAAUUCCUCUGGGCUUUACCUCCACCUUCCCCUCGGAAGAUUUCCACAGUCUGUCAUCCCUCUAAACGGCUAAAGUGUUUAAUCCCACCGCUUCGUUGGUUGACCAUCGCGGAGAGUGGCGGACGCUGCUGUCCCCACCUCCGAGCUGGGAAGAACUCGGCUUUCGUUGGCUUUCUGCAUGCACGCGAAUGCACUUCGCCGGCUGCGACUUGCGGGCACUCGCCGGACUUGUGCCACCCGUGCCAACUUUUAGUGUCUUUGUGUGUCCUUUCGGCACCAAACGAUCCCCGGGGUGGAGGGCUUGAUGUUUGAGUCUUUGCUCAGCCCCACGUUGUGGUGAAAAACUCUGGACAUGGAUGGUGCCAAGAAAGAAGCCCCUCCAGGGGGCGAUGGAGAGAAAUCCGACACCCUGGGGUCGACCGGCUCGGCCAAAAAGCGAGGAGGGGGGGCCAAGAAGGCCAUGCAGGCUAACAAGUCCGCCCUCAGAGCCCCCCGAGCCCUCUGUUGCCUCACCCUCAGCAACCCCAUCCGCAUGGCGGCACUGGCCCUGGUGGAGUGGAAACCCUUCGAUAUCUUCAUCCUGCUUGCCAUCUUUGCCAAUUGUGUGGCCAUGGGGGUCACCAAGCCGUACCCUGAUGAUGACUCCAACGCGACCAAUCACAAAUUGGAACAAGUGGAGUACGUCUUCCUGGUCAUCUUCACCAUCGAGACUUUCACAAAAAUUCUCGCCUACGGCUUAGUCAUGCACCCCAGCGCCUACAUACGCAGUGGAUGGAACUUGCUUGAUUUCAUCAUCGUCAUUGUCGGGCUGUUCAGCGUCAUAGCGGAAGGCAUGACCGACCACAAGCCAGGAGAGGCCCAUCAUGCUGCGGGGAAACCCGGAGGCCUGGACGUAAAAGCUCUGAGAGCCUUCAGGGUGUUGAGGCCGCUCCGACUCGUCUCCGGAGUGCCAAGCCUGCAGAUUGUGUUGAAUUCCAUCAUGAAAGCCAUGGUGCCGCUCCUUCACAUCGGUAUGCUGGUCAUGUUCGUCAUCAUCAUCUACGCCAUCAUCGGCUUGGAACUUUUUAUCGGCAGGAUGCACAAGACGUGCUACUUCUCCAGCACAGGUAUGAUGGUGGAGGACGAUCCGUCACCUUGCGCGUUCGCGGGCAGCGGUCGCUUCUGCGUGGGCAACGGGAGCGAGUGCAGGGGCAAGUGGGAGGGUCCCAACGGCGGCAUCACCAAUUUCGACAACAUUUUCUUUGCCAUGCUGACCGUCUUCCAGUGCAUCACCAUGGAAGGCUGGACAGACGUGCUCUACUGGAUGAAUGACGCCAUCGGUUUUGAGAUCCCGUGGGUGUAUUUUGUUUCUUUGGUCAUCUUUGGUUCCUUUUUCAUCAUCAAUCUCGUUUUGGGUGUGUUGAGCGGAGAGUUUUCUAAGGAAAGGGAAAAGGCCGUGGCUCGCGGUGAGCUGCAGAAGGCACAAGAGAGCAAACAGAUGGAGGAAGACAUGAUUGGCUACAUGGACUGGCUCAUCGAGGCCGAGGAUGUGGAUGAAGAAGGAAAUAAACGAGCGGCAAUUGCCAAGAAGAAAAUGAUGAAGAAGUUUGGCUGGUACAAACACAGUGAGGAAGGAGAAUCGGACUCGGAUGAUGACAUAGCGUACCUCGACGACGACAGCGGCUUCUGUGCCUCUCUCAUGGCCAAGAUGAUGGCCAACAGCUUCUGUGACCAAUUGUGCCAGUUGAACCACACGUUCAGGAAGAACUGCCGCGUGGCCGUCAAAACCACCAACUUCUACUGGCUGGUCCUUCUUCUGGUGUUUCUCAACACGGUGGCCAGUGCCUCGGAGCAUUACGGGCAACCAAAGUGGCUGACAGAAAUGCAAGAGCGAGCCAAUAAGAUCCUGCUUCUGCUCUUCACGCUGGAGAUGCUGAUGAAGAUGUACGCCUUUGGCCUGCAGAUCUAUUUCAUGGCCCUCUUCAAUCGCUUCGACUGUUUUGUGGUGUGCGGUGGCAUCCUGGAGACGCUGCUGGUGGAGUGGGACUUUAUCCCACCCAUCGGCAUCUCUGUGCUCCGCUGCAUCCGCCUGCUAAGGAUUUUCAAGAUGACUCGACACUGGGCGGCCUUGUCCGACUUGGUCAACUCUCUGCUCAACUCCAUGAAAGCCAUCUGCUCCCUCCUGCUGCUGCUCUUCCUCUUCCUCAUCAUCUUCGCCCUGCUAGGCAUGCAGUUGUUUGGAGGCAAAUUUAACUUUGACGAGACUCAAAUGAAGAGAAGCACGUUCGACUCCUUCCCUCAAGCGCUGCUCACUUGCUUUCAGAUCCUCACCGGAGAGGAUUGGAACGCUGUGAUGUACGACGGCAUCAUGGCCUACGGAGGCCCGGUCUUCCCCAAUAUGGUGGUCUGCAUUUACUUUGUCAUCCUUUUUGUCUGCGGCAACUACAUCCUGCUCAAUGUCUUCUUGGCUAUCGCUGUCGACAACUUGGCUGGAGGUGGCGGGCAGAAAAAAGUCGAGGAGAAAAAAGAUGACGAAGAAGAGUGGGAUGACGAGGACGAGAAAGAGGAUGAAGAUGCAGGGAACGAGGACGACGACUGGCAGGAGAAUGAAGAGUUGAGGGCCAUCGAGGGGCUGGAGGGAGUUGCCCCAUUAAAGCCAGAGUUCUCCGGUCCCAAAGAAAAGAUUGUGCCCAUUCCUGACGGAAGCUCCUUCUUCAUUCUGGGAAAGAAGAACUGCUUGCGAGUCGCCUGUCACAACCUCAUCCAUCACCCCUACUUCACCAACUUCAUCCUCAUCUUCAUCAUCCUCAGCAGCAUCUCUCUGGCCGCUGAGGACCCCAUCAAAUCGCACUCAUUCAGGAACAUUGUGCUGGGGUACGCCGACUAUGUGUUCACGUCAGUGUUCACAGUGGAGAUCGUGCUCAAGAUGACCGUGUACGGAGCUUUCCUGCACACGGGCUCCUUCUGCAGGAACGCCUUCAACCUGCUCGACUUGCUGGUGGUCAGCGUGUCGCUCACCUCCUUCUUUCUUCAUUCCAGCGCUAUUUCUGUGGUGAAGAUUCUCAGGGUGCUCCGUGUGCUCAGACCUCUGCGUGCCAUCAACAGAGCCAAGGGACUCAAAAAUGUGGUGCAGUGCGUGUUUGUGGCGAUCCGCACCAUCGGCAACAUCUUGAUCGUCACCACGCUCCUCCAGUUCAUGUUUGCCUGCAUCGGCGUGCAGCUCUUCAAGGGACGAUUCUACAGCUGCACGGAUGAAGCCAAACACACGCCUGACGAGUGCAAGGGAACCUUUGUGGUGUAUAAAGACGGGGAUAUUAACCAUCCCAUUAUGAAAGAGAGGAUCUGGCAAAACAGCGACUUCAACUUUGACAACGUGCUGAUGGGCAUGCUGGCGCUCUUCACCGUGUCCACGUUUGAAGGCUGGCCACAGCUCCUUUACCGCGCCGUGGACGCCAACGCCAUCAACCACGGACCCAUUUACAACUACCGAGUGGAAAUCUCCAUCUUUUUCAUCAUCUACAUCAUCAUCAUCGCCUUCUUCAUGAUGAACAUUUUCGUGGGCUUUGUCAUCAUCACCUUUCGGGAACAAGGAGAGGCUGAAUUCAAAAACUGCGAACUCAACAAAAACCAGCGCCAGUGUGUGUAUUACGCGCUGAAAGCUCAGCCCAUCAAGAUUUACAUCCCCAAAAAUCCAUCCCAGCUCAAAUUCUGGAAGAUUAUCAACUCCAGCCAGUUUGAAUACGUCAUGUUUGUGCUGAUUCUUGGCAACACGCUCACGCUGGCUGUGCAGCAUUAUGAGCAGUCCAAACUGUUCACGUCGGUCAUGGACAUCCUCAACAUGAUCUUCACGGUGGUGUUCACUAUCGAGAUGAUCAUCAAGUUGCUGGCUCUGCGGGCUCAUCAUUAUUUUAUUGAUCCAUGGAAUUCCUUCGACGCUUUAAUUGUGGUGGGGAGCGUGUUGGACAUCGCAGUCUCCGAGUUAAGCGGAGGAGGAGGCCACGGUGAGGGGAAAGGCGAAAGCGGCAAAGUUUCCAUCACAUUCUUCCGCUUGUUUCGAGUGUUGCGAUUGGUCAAACUGCUGAGUAAAGGAGAAGGCAUUCGAACUCUCCUCUGGACUUUUGUCAAGUCCCUUCAGGCUUUGCCUUACGUCGGGCUGCUCAUUGCAAUGAUCUUCUUCAUCUAUGCCGUCAUUGGUAUGCAGACGUUCGGGAAAGUGGCUGUGGAUGACAACACGCAUAUCAACAGAAACUGCAAUUUUCAAACCUUCUUCAUGGCCGUUCUGGUGUUAUUCAGGUGUGCCACCGGAGAGCAGUGGCAGGAGAUCAUGUUGGCCGCGCUGCCCGGCAGACGUUGCGACCCUGAAUCUGACACCGAACCUGGGGAAGAGUUCUCCUGCGGGAGCAACUUAUCUUACAUCUAUUUCAUCAGCUUCUUCAUGCUCUGCGCUUACCUGAUUAUCAAUUUGUUCAUCGCUGUCAUCAUGGACAACUUUGAGUACCUAACAAGAGACUGGACCGUACUGGGAACCCACCACCUGGAUGAGUUUAAGAGAGUUUGGUCCGACUAUGAUCCUGAGGCCACCGGCCGCAUUAAGCACAUUGACAUCAUCACGAUGUUGCGGCGAAUUCAGCCCCCUCUUGGUUUUGGAAAACUUUGUCCUCACCGUGUUGCUUGCAAAAGGCUGGUUUCUAUGAACGUGCCGCUGCACCCCGAUGGGACGGUCACCUUCAAUGCGACUUUGUUUGCUCUGGUGCGGACGUCCCUCAAGAUUAAGACUGAAGGGCCCAUCGAUCAGCAGAACGAAGAGCUCAAACUCAUCAUCAAGAAACUCUGGAAGCGGACCAAGCCCAAGCUCUUAGAUGAAAUCAUCCCUCCCCCUAGAGGGGAUGAGGUGACUUGUGGGAAAUUUUAUGCCAGCUUUUUGAUUCAGGACUAUUUCAAAAAAUACCGCAAAAGAAAAGAGAGGGAACGGAAGUCUAAAAAGAAGGACAAGGCCGCCUCUCUUCAGCAAGGUCUGCGGACGCUGCAGGAUCUGGCUCCAGAGAUGCGGCUGGCGAUGGCGUGCGACCUGGAAGAGGAAGAGGGCGCAGAUGAGAUAUUUUACAGCGAUCACGGAACCUCGGUCACCACCACGCCCGCCAGCACGCCCAUGCCGCCCGUAGAAGCGCUGGUGCAGCAGACCGCCGUCAUCAUGGAAGCGGACGCCGGCCCUAGUGUGAUCACGCAGCAGGUGACGGGUCUGAGUGACGGCUUCCAGACCAACGUGUCAGAAGUAGCCGGGGAGAGUGUCGUCACAGAACAGCCAACAAGGUCGGAAGCUCUGCCCAGCAGGGCGGAUUCCAUCAGCGACCUGCCUCCUCCUCCCGACACUACAGAGUUCAUAGGUCAGGAAGCAACUGCACCUCUAGUGGCUGAGCAAGUUCCUAACUGUGAGGGAGAUUCUGCAAAUCUCGCAUUUGAAGAACGGUACGGGUUUCCCGAGUCUGCGUCUCCUUUACCACCGGAGCCAGACUUUAACGGGCAGAGCCUCGAUCGAGCCAGCAGCAUUGGCGAGCUGUCGUAUGACGUCAAUGUAUCGGCUAACUGUUACAACGGAAGCACCGCGAACGGGGUAGGGAGUAUCAAUGGGGAGCCCUACCCGACACACGCAUAUAAUGGUAAUGGAUACUCGACUUACAACGAGGACGGCAGCAGCAUUGUCAGCACCAACGGUAAUGGCAGCACUGUGAACGGAGGUUACGCAGCAAACGACUACAAUGGAAGCAAUGGCGGUGGCGCACAGUUUGUCAGGAGGAGGCUGCUUCCUUCCAUACCCAAAGGUCGUAAGCCCACCUUUAACUUCCAAUGUCUGAGGCCACAGAGCAGCGUAGAUGAACUUCCCAUCCCGGGAAAUUACCACGGCAACACAUCCCCAACCAGGUCUCGUCUCCAGACGCAGCACAGCCUGGACUCCCGCCCCAGUAGCGUGUCGUCGUCGUCGUCCGUCUCGUGGGCCAACAACGUGGCAGCCGGCAACACCCCCGGUCCUGGGUCCAUCGCCCCGUUGGGGCGCAGGGGCAAACUGAUCUACACCCCCAUGAUCUUGGUGGAUGAAACAACUGGAAUCAGUCAGCCGCUGUGGAGCGACGGCUCAGCUAGCCUCCCUGCGGGAAGCCGUCCCGGCUGGUACUCUGGUCAGAGCGGAACCUAUGGCAGCUUGAGGGUGCCGCCUGCCAAACAGAGCUUUGUGGACAAAGGCAGCGCAGACAGUCUGGUAGAGUCGAUCCUGAUCUCCGAAGGUCUGGGCAUCUACGCCAAGGACCCCAAGUUUGUGAGUUUUGCCAAGCGGGAAAUCGCCGAAGCUUGUCACAUGAGCUUGGACGAGAUGGAGAGCGCAGCCGCCGACCUGAUUGCCCGCGGGGCCGGCCAGUCAGUUUCUCACUUUGAGGACCAGCUGGCCGACGAAAUGAACUGCGUGAUUUCGUACUGAAUCGGACGGACGUACGAGGGAUGAGGUGGAAGAAACACCUGAAAGAGAGAGAAAGAAAGAGAACGCGCUUGCCAUCGUUUGUGUCCUAUGGUCAACCUGUUUGUUUGAUGUUUGCCGAGAAUAAAUGGAAAAGCAGCCAGCCAUGUCUGGCACAUUGCAAAUUAGCGCAAGGGUGGGCAAUGUAUGGCCAGUCCAAACCAACAAGCUUUUAAGUGUUCACGAGUCCUGGAAUAUUUUUUGCAUUCAUUGAACCAAAAAAUGAUUACUUAAAAUUGAUGUAACAUUAUUUUAUGUAUUUCUAUUCAUUUAUCUCUUAUUUUACAAAUGACCUCCAUCCAUCUUGUCUGUUUUAAAACUCAAAUUACAAAAAGUUGCCCACUCUUGCCGUAUGUUCAGGAAUCACCACGGAAGCAUGAUUGUAUCAGGACCCAACAAAGACUUUUAUGAACAAUAGAGCCACAGUUUUUAUUGUAAUGGCCUAUUUUGGUUUUGCAUUGGACUUUCAUUUUUUACUGUACUUGAAUUACCACUUUACACACUGUUAUGUGCAGCUGCAAAUGGCAGUUGAGGGUUUUUUCUUGGUUUUUUUUUUUUUUUUUUUUUUUUGCAUUUAACUUCAAAUACUUUGGACUGUAUAUACUAUUCAAAAGAAUUUCGGGUUUUGUCUUCCAAGUGAAAUUUCAGGAUGAACCUAAAAUGCACUAGAAUCUUUUCAGGUGAACUUAAUUUGACCUAAAAAUGUGAUUUAAUACCUGUAGCCUUGGAAGAGUUGGAAUAUAAACUGCUUCACUUUAUUUUUGGAGACACUCCAUAACAUUUCAAAACCCAAACUGUGCUCUGUUCCGCACAGUUUUGUGGAGGAUGGCUUCGACAACAAAAGCUUGCACACAAAUGCCUUUCAGUCAUGCAUACCAGUCUUGGCUGCAAGGUCGUGCGGUGUCACCAUGUUAGUGGAUUUAAAAAAUAAAAUAAAAAUUGCAAUACAACUGCUAGCCAGACGCUAGCUUCACGUGAGUGACUCUGCUUUAGAAUGCUCAUUGGGCAGCAGCGAAGUCUCCGGGUGACAACAUGGAGGUGGACUUACAAAAAAAAAA
This is a messenger RNA of Hippocampus comes (tiger tail seahorse), 7620 nucleotides long. RefSeq names its product calcium channel, voltage-dependent, L type, alpha 1F subunit a (gene cacna1fa). Gene Ontology annotation, molecular function: high voltage-gated calcium channel activity. Gene Ontology annotation, cellular component: membrane; voltage-gated calcium channel complex. Gene Ontology annotation, biological process: calcium ion import across plasma membrane. Lineage: Eukaryota; Metazoa; Chordata; Actinopteri; Syngnathiformes; Syngnathidae. The record is from RefSeq and is a predicted model, not a curated record. The coding region runs from base 431 to 6526 and encodes 2031 amino acids. The transcript is spliced from 47 exons.